GUUUUGUAUACGACUAUUUAUUUCCAUUUUAUAUAGUGUAUGCGUGUGUAAAUAUAUACACACAUACAGUAGUAUAUUUGUUUAUAUUUUAAACAUUGUAUAGAUCUGUUUUUAAAUUAUACAUUGUAUAUAUGCACAACUGUGUCUUAGUGUAUGUCAUGUUCGUAUAUUAACGGCUUCUACAUUACAUUACAUGUAUACAUGUGUGUAUAUGUAUUUAUGUUUAUAACAUUGUCGGUUUUACCAUUAAUUUGGACCCUCUAACUGUGUCUUAUCUACUAUUACCGUAUUACUUAAUAUCAUAUCCCAUUGAAUAAGAAUACUUGUGGUCCGGAACACAAACCUAUCUGCCUUCAUUUGUCGCGUCUCGUAACGUCUUUUAACGGUUUAUCACAGUCAUGCCUCAAGUUUUUCAUGUGGUCAGGUGCUGUGAAUGUGAAACAUUUCAAGUACAGCAGGUGAAGAAAGUGAGGAAAUGGUCGUGUAAAGUCUGUGGACAAAAACAAUCCUUAAUCAAGGAGUAUGGCAGAGGAUCUGGAGCUGACUGUCGGCAUCAUGUCCAGAAAUUGAACUCGUUACGCCAGGAUAUGGAUCGAAAGGAAUUUGAGGAGAACCUUUCUGUACUCUGUCAGCCGGAACAACAGCAGAAACAUCAACAACAACGACAACAUCAACAAAAUGUUGAACAAGAUUCAGAAGAAAGUAAUGAAUGUACCUCCUCUGGACAGACUUGCAACAGGUGGCAGAAAUUUCUCAAUUCAAAUCUUGAUACUGAAUCAGUUUAUGAGGAUCCAGAAGACAAUGACACUGUUAGUACUGCUGACCAGUUUGAGGUGGGAAGUUUUCAAAAUUUCAGAAAACGUCCAAAAUGGUCAGUUUCAGAAUCACAUCACUACAGAAAAACAGUCUCGAAACACUGUCCACCUGAUGCUUCCUCCAAUGACUACCACCACCGCUACGUCCAGGCACUAAAAAGCGAACCCUCUCUGAAUGCUGAACAGCAUCGGCCUUCCUCCGAAAACAUCACUGGUCAACCUAAGAGGACAAAAUAUUGCAGGACCCAGGGUGCUCCUUUUACUAAUUGCUUUACUAGAGAAAGUGACUUUACCGGAGUCCAGUUUGUUUCUAAUAGCGGCCAUCGUCCUGGUAAUGUUUUCAAACCUGCAUCACAUGUCACAUCAACAAAUCUCAUGCCAUCAGCUACUACUUCUACUACUACUACUACAGCAACUGCUUCUACCACUGCUGCUACAUGUGAUGUUACUACUGCCAGUACCAUAAAACAUGAUGAAGAAAUGUAUUCGUGUUCAACAAGACGGUCAUCAGUACUUGACAAUUCUCCUGGUAAGGCUAGUAACACGCCAUCAUCAUCUUUCCAUCAAAAGUCACCAACUGGUUCCAUUAAAGCUGUUCAUUCUACUAGUUCCUCCUCAUCAAAGUGGAGCUGUUUUUUAAGCAACCCAUGCCAGAUGGAAGAUUCUGUUGACGACAGUGACAAUGAUGAUGAUGAUGAUGAUAUAGAUGAUGGAGAUGGUAUUGGUAGUGAUGGUGGAGGUGUUGGUGUUAAUAGUAUGAAUACUGGUUCAGUCACGCAGUUCAUCCCAUACAACAGAACUCAACAUGAAAUACCUACAUUUGGGAACAGUUUGCUUUCUGCAAAGGAGAAUGGUAAGAAGGGACACAUUCAGGACUCUUCAUGUCAAAGAUCAAAUGAUUGCCUUCCAUUGACCUCAGUUUGCCAAAAUCCCAUUGUGAAGUCUACUAAUGUGAUCCCUAAGGAUUUCACUGGUGUAGACAAUAUGUUCAACCUGGAUGAAAAUGAAUUUGAUUUUACUUUCUAAUAAUUCAGUGAAUUUGAGUUGUUUUUUUUUAACUCUAGAACAGUGGUAAGAUCAGCUGAAAUGGCUCUAUGACACUGUAUGCGUUGGUUAAUACACACACAUGGCACCUUGGGCAAGUAUCUUUUACCGUGACUGCAGGCUAACCAAUACAUUGUGGGUGAAUUUGAUUGACAGAAGCUGAAAGGCUGUUGUGUGAGUGUAACUUUGUUUGUCUCCCACCACUUCACCACUAGUGUUGAUCUGUUUAUGUGGUAAAAAACCAAUAUAAUAAAUACUGGGCUUACAAAUAAGUGCUGGGAUUGAUUUGUAUGACUUUAAACCUUCAAGGCAGUGCCCCAACAUGACCACAGUCCAAUGAGUGGAACAAGUAAGAAACAUACGAGGUGGUAUCAAAAAGCUCCCGGUCUAGUUAUGUAUAAUUAAAAAAAAUAACUUAUUUACCUAAGUUUUAACAUCAUCUCCUUCGAAAUAGUCACCUUCCGCAUCAAUACACCAUUUCCAUCAUCCCUACCACUUUUGGAAUCCUGCCUAAAAGUCGUUUUCUAUAAGUGAGUCAAGGACCUUCUACAUUUCACUCUGGACUUUGACCUUUGAGCUGCAUAAGUCCGCAAGUGCUAAUUCUGGCGAAUAGGGUGAGUGCGGAAGUCAUACCAUGUUGUUUUAAGCGAGAAACUCAUGAAUGAGAACUCGGUGACAAGGGGCAUUGUCGUGAAGGAUCCAGCUCUUUGCACUCCAAAGAUCCAGUUGCUUUUGCCUCAAACGCUUCAAAACAUUGCAGUAGAACUCUAGAUCAAGAGUCUGGCUAUGACGAACGAAUUCUCAAUGCACAAUACCACAUUUCCAGUAGUGACACUCUUGACAGGUCUUCAAGAUUAUUCACUGUAUUCCAGGGACUUCUGCUUUCAUAGCGCCCACAUCACUCAAAACAUUUCAUAUGACCCAUUGCCUCGACACCGUAAGCUUGCUGAAGCAUGCUCAAUGUCUCUGUCGCAGACUUCCAAGUUUAACGGAGAACUUUAUGGCUCUUUGUUCCAAAAUCGCAGACGACAACAUACACAUGAUCAUAAAUUUCACAAUUUGCGAAGUAAACACAGUGAUACCACUUGGAACAUUGCCCCAUGAAGGUCACUGCAAGCUCUCACUCCGCUCGCAACCAUGUUUGCUGCCAUCUGUUGGCGUACUACAGAACUAGUCCGGCAACGUUUUGAUACCAUCUCGUAUGUAUGUGCUUGUGCAAGCGCUUUCCCCACUUCGUUUUGUUUAUCUAUGCAUGGUUAUGUCUUUAGCAAAAAAUAUGAAAUAUUUUUUAAACAAAAUAUAUAAAAUUGCUAGGAGUGGCUGUGUGGCAAGUAGCUUGCUAACCUUUGUCGGAGACGGAUGUGUUUGUUUUUGGGGGAGAGUUCUUGCUGCUUGAUGCCAUGUCUUUCGUCGUGAAAUAUUGAACUUUGAGGCUCGACUACAGGUAGACAUUUGUUGUAUUUUUUUGAGGGCUUAGUGGAGCUUGUUGCCUUGUAUUUAAUAUUUUUUGGUGAGUAAUAGACUCCACUCUGCUCCGGACAUUUGCCUGCCUGUGGCCGCCUAUAAAGACUCAUUUUGCAGUGAGAAUUGUGUUUUUUAAGGAGGCGUAGCCCCUCCGCAAAAAUUAAUUUCUUUGCGAAAUUUAUCUUUAUGUCUGUGGAUUACCAAGGAUUACCAAGGCAGGAGGGACUGUUUUUGCAAGGUGGACGUGAGUGUGUUGGCUCUGGCCAAUUACAAGAAAAAAGAACAAAAACAGAGAAGGUUGUGAUUUUGUUUUAUCUGAGCUGGGUGUAAUUUUUUGUUAACAAAUUUCGCCCAUUGCUGGGACAAUUUCGCCUGCUCUCGGCGGCUGCUGUUUUGUGAAUUUAGUGUGAAUUUUUAGGAUUCAUUUUAAAAAAAACAGUGGAGGGGCAUAUCCUUGCCCGAAUGAUUAGAACCUGUUACAGUUGCUGUUGCAGUUACCGUUGGCUGUAGCCAGUAUUGUGUUUGGAUUUAUUGGAUUUCUUUUACCAAUUACGGGUAAAAACGAUUCAUACCAAGGAACCUAUGUACAUUUAGCCAGGAGUACCUUUUCGGCCGAAAAUUAAUUUAUUUCUUUGCCUGGAUUUGAACUCUCUUCUUCAAAGCUUUCGUUUAUUUAAAAAAAAAGAACUUUUUUUGAACUGUUAUUUUUA
This is a messenger RNA of Octopus sinensis (East Asian common octopus), 4033 nucleotides long. Its product is annotated as MRN complex-interacting protein-like. Gene Ontology annotation, cellular component: nucleus. The record is from RefSeq and is a predicted model, not a curated record. NCBI's taxonomy places the organism in Eukaryota, Metazoa, Mollusca, Cephalopoda, Octopoda, Octopodidae. The transcript has 5 exons. Gene Ontology annotation, molecular function: chromatin binding. Gene Ontology annotation, biological process: mitotic G2 DNA damage checkpoint signaling. Bases 399 to 1841 code for a protein of 480 amino acids.